UCCUCCCUAUCAUCCUCAUUUUCAACCCCCAAAAACAAAGGUCAAAGCUUUCUAUCUCCCACUUCUUUCUAACACUCCAAUUAAUUAUACUCUCUAAAAACACCCACUAAAAUUUGAUAACAAUAAUAACUUUCCUCAUAAAUUAUCACCCAAGAAUAAAAACAAAAAUUCUGGGUUCUGGAUUAUUGUUCUUCUCUUUGCUUUUUUUUCUUCCUCAAAUCCUCCAGUGGGAAGUGCAAGUUGUAAGGUAGCAGUAAUUGGUAGGGUCUGCACUAGCUCGUACAUUUUUUUUUUAGUGCUGUGAAGGACAAAGUCGGUGGCUUUUUCGAAUUUUAUUUUAUGGGUUCUCUUUGAUUCUUCUCUUAAAAACUUAAUAAAGUUUAGGUCUUUAUAGUAGUAAAAACUAGUAGUAUGUAUAUAUGAUUCUUCAAUUUGAUUUAAUGAAGAUUAUUCUGAUUCUCUCUAAAUUGAUUCCAAUAUUUUUUCAAUUUGGGUCUUUCUGAAACUUCAUUUUCUUCUUCUCCUCUGUUCCUAUUUUUUAUCCUCUCCUUUAAAUUCACCCAUUCAUGAGAAUUCUCUCAAUAAUCUAAAAAAAAAAAAAAAACUCAAGUUUUUUUUUUUUUUUGUUCUUUAGUAAGAGAAAUGGGUGCAAUAUAUCCAACUUCAUUAUUCUCAAACUCAAGUUAUAAUUGGUUAUUUCCUGGUGAGUGUAAAAGUGUAAUAUGGACUAAAGAUGAAAACAAGCAAUUUGAGAAAGCACUUGCAAUAUUUGAUGAUCAUACACCAGAUAGAUUUUCAAGAAUUGCUGAUAUGAUACCUGGUAAAUCUGUGUUAGAUGUAGUGAAACAAUAUCAAGAGUUGUUAGAAGAUGUUACUGAUAUUGAAGCUGGAUUAGUUCCUAUACCUGGUUAUCUUGCCUCUCCUUUCACAUUGGAGUGGGUUGAUAAUACACGAUUAGACCACUUUCGCAAAAGGUCUGCUUCUAUGGUCAGGCCUCACGAGCAAGAAAGGAAGAAGGGUGUUCCUUGGACUGAAGAUGAACACAAGCGAUUUCUACUUGGUCUUCAGAAACAUGGCAAAGGGGAUUGGAGAAACAUAUCGCGAAAUUUUGUGAUUUCAAAGACACCAACUCAAGUUGCUAGCCAUGCUCAAAAGUACUUCUUAAGGCAGAGUUCUGGAGGAAAGGAUAAAAGAAGACCUAGCAUUCAUGAUAUAACAACUGAUAAUCUUUCAGAUAAUACUGUGCUACCCAUUUCAGAAUCCGAUGAUCAAAAGCCUAGAUCGAUCUUAGAACACUCCACAGCUUCAUUUCCAUUGCUUCAAAAAUCAUUCAAUAUCAUGCCGAAGAUGUUACUAGAUUGGAGUAACUCGAAUAAUGGUGAAGCAUUUAUGGUAUUUGAUUCCACUCAUGGACGCCAGAAUCUGUACAGCAACAGCUACCAAGGAGCCUCGGCCUAUGUAGGAUCACAUUAGAGUAAGCGCGCUAAGCUAAGCUAAGCUAAACUAAGCUAAGCUAUUCUCUCAUGGUUCUUGUGUGGUAGUGCAUCAUCAUGUCUCAAACUCAAUCCAGUAUAUUAUAUAGUUUGUAGACAUUUUAACAGAAUGUGAAAACAAUCUGAAUCUUUUGAAGGGUACAAUGUAUAUUUUGAAUUAUGAUUUCCUUUUGAAGGUUACUUAGUUAUGAUAAUCUAGUGAUCUUAGGUCAUUACUCA
Molecule: messenger RNA, 1712 nt
Organism: Beta vulgaris subsp. vulgaris (sugar beet)
Lineage: Eukaryota; Viridiplantae; Streptophyta; Magnoliopsida; Caryophyllales; Amaranthaceae
Product: transcription factor DIVARICATA
Exons: 2
Coding region: 643-1473 (276 amino acids)
Molecular function (GO): DNA binding
Source: RefSeq, a predicted model, not a curated record